AUGGCGCAAAAGGCAAAGAAGGACCGGGCCAAGUCCAAUGCGGCCACGCUGACGAACCUGCACCUGGGCUCGCUUGUUGUCAACGUCGCGUUUUUGCUGUUCUACCUCGUCUUCCGGUCCCGGUCGCUCGUCGCCUACGUCGUCGUGUCCCUGCCGAGCUUCCUGUGCCAGUUCAUGCUGGAGCGCACGGGCCGGCCGCGCUACGAUGCGCAGACGGGUGCGCUGCGCUCGUCGGGCGAGGACCUCGCGGCGGCGGGCCUGACGGAGUACAUGUUCGACGUGGUCUGGGUCACGUGGGGCGUGUCCGUGCUGGUGAUCCUGUUUGGCAACAAGCUGUGGUUCCUGUGGGCGAUUGUGCCUGCGUACGGCGCCUACAAGGGCUACGGCCUGCUGGGCUCGGCCCGCCAGAUGGCGGCUAUGCAGGGUAUGGGCGGCGGCGAUGCUGGCGCUGGUGCGGCGCCCGCGCCCAACCGGAGACAACGGCGUGCAGCCUAA
Sporothrix brasiliensis 5110 is the source of this 495-nucleotide messenger RNA. RefSeq lists its product as uncharacterized. Bases 1 to 495 code for a protein of 164 amino acids. The record is from RefSeq and is a predicted model, not a curated record. Lineage: Eukaryota; Fungi; Ascomycota; Sordariomycetes; Ophiostomatales; Ophiostomataceae. Gene Ontology annotation, cellular component: intracellular membrane-bounded organelle. The transcript has a single exon. Gene Ontology annotation, biological process: vacuolar protein processing.